AUCUAGCUAGCCUUUGUCUCUUUGAACGAAAAUGGCGGAAACCAUCGGCUCAGAGGUUUCGUCGAUGUCUGACAAAUCCGCCAAAAUCUUCGUCGCUGGUCAUCGCGGUUUGGUUGGAUCUGCCAUUGUUCGCAAGCUUCAGGAACAAGGUUUCACCAAUCUUGUUCUUCGAACACACGCCGAGCUUGAUCUCACCCGUCAAGCCGAUGUUGAAUCCUUCUUUGCUCACGAGAAGCCAGUUUAUGUAAUCCUAGCAGCAGCUAAAGUUGGUGGUAUUCAUGCUAACAACACUUACCCUGCUGAUUUCAUUGGUGUCAAUCUCCAGAUUCAGACCAAUGUGAUCCACUCUGCUUACGAGCACGGUGUCAAGAAGCUUCUCUUUCUUGGAUCAUCCUGCAUUUACCCCAAAUUUGCUCCUCAGCCAAUUCCUGAGUCUGCUUUGUUAACCGCAUCGCUUGAACCAACUAAUGAGUGGUAUGCUAUUGCUAAGAUCGCAGGGAUUAAGACUUGUCAGGCUUAUCGGAUUCAGCACGGGUGGGAUGCGAUCUCUGGCAUGCCUACUAAUCUCUAUGGUCCUAAUGACAAUUUUCACCCGGAGAAUUCUCAUGUGCUUCCUGCUCUCAUGAGGAGGUUCCAUGAGGCGAAAGUGAAUGGAGCAGAGGAAGUUGUGGUGUGGGGUACAGGCAGUCCGUUGAGGGAGUUCUUGCACGUCGAUGAUUUGGCUGAUGCUUGUGUUUUCUUGCUGGAUCGAUACAGCGGGUUGGAGCAUGUUAACAUAGGAAGUGGUCAAGAAGUGACGAUCAAAGAGUUGGCUGAGCUGGUGAAGGAAGUCGUCGGUUUUGAAGGGAAGCUUGGAUGGGAUAUCACUAAGCCAGAUGGGACACCGAGGAAACUGAUGGACAGCUCAAAGCUCGCGUCUUUGGGUUGGACACCCAAGGUUUCUCUCAGAGAUGGUCUUCGCCAAACUUAUGAUUGGUAUUUGAAGAAUGUGUGCAGCCAAUAAGUAAUGGUUUCUCAUAUAUAUACACAACUCUUGAGUCUCAGGUAAAUCAGCUUAUCACCAACCUUUCUUUGAGAUUCAAGAAUUGCUUUUUAUCGACAUUGAUUCAUUUAGAGUUUUGUUGAGGAAUUUACAUUGUCCGAGAUAAGACUUGCCUCUUGAUGCAACAUUGACUGAGGAAUUUAUAUUUUGGAUAUCCGAGUCUGAUCUUUUAUUAGCUCUCUUCUAUACAUUCUUGAGAAGUUUCAAGAAAACAAUUAUGAUUAA
This is a messenger RNA of Arabidopsis arenosa, 1267 nucleotides long. The record is from the annotation of a GenBank genome assembly. Lineage: Eukaryota; Viridiplantae; Streptophyta; Magnoliopsida; Brassicales; Brassicaceae.